This is a messenger RNA of Mugil cephalus (flathead mullet), 4707 nucleotides long. Its product is annotated as insulinoma-associated protein 2. Gene Ontology annotation, biological process: regulation of cell cycle process; neuron differentiation; negative regulation of transcription by RNA polymerase II. Lineage: Eukaryota; Metazoa; Chordata; Actinopteri; Mugiliformes; Mugilidae. Gene Ontology annotation, molecular function: RNA polymerase II cis-regulatory region sequence-specific DNA binding; DNA-binding transcription repressor activity, RNA polymerase II-specific. Gene Ontology annotation, cellular component: transcription repressor complex; nucleus. The record is from RefSeq and is a predicted model, not a curated record. The transcript has a single exon. Bases 78 to 2069 code for a protein of 663 amino acids.
UUCUACUUCAGAGCGGGACUGAGACGAGAGUUGUACUUCUUUCCGCCCGGUGGUGCCACGCGCCGAAGUCUGCCACAAUGCCUCGAGGAUUCUUGGUGAAGAGAACCCGGCGGGGUUCGGCAUUGUACCGCUCACGAAAUAACAGCAGCAGCAGCAGCAACAACAACCCCGAAACACAUGACGGCGUCAGGAGCAGCGGCGACAGCCCAAGAGCGGCUAACCCGGGCAGCCACGAGCCGUGCGUCCUCCCGUUCCAACAGCCAGAUGGAGAGUUCCCGGGGUCCCGCGAGGAGGCGUGGAGCCCGCACGUGGAGUCCGCGCUGGAGGCGGAGGCGGACCGGCGCGCGCAGCUACCGGAGCCCGAAGAGCAGGUGAGACAGGUGGACGCCUCGAGUCCUGGUGAUGGUUUCUCCUGCUUCUUUCCACCUCCGCCUCCACACGACUUGACUUUAACCGAUUCCUGCAGCCCCAUUAAACCGAUAGGCGCCAGGCUGUUGGAGCAGCGCGAGGAAGGAGAACAACACUUGUUCCCUGGCAGCUGCCCCUCAUCAUCUCCGAUACCGGCGCUACCUGACCUGCCGUUCCUGGUGAGUUCCACGCCGACCUCAGUGUCCGCUUCUAUCGAGAGGCUCCUCGCAAGCAGCGGCCACCGCCACCACCACCACGCGCCGCCCUACGGCCAAGGCGAAAAAUAUGAUCCAAAUAUGACUCACGUGCACCUGUUCCCGCCACUAACACUGAUGAACCAGGAGCAGCAUCAUCCGGCGAGAAAACGCCCUUACCUUGAACCAGAUCACCGCAUGAACGUCGGCAGGCACAGCAAACAAUCUGCGGCCCACCCCCCGAAGAAACCCAAAGUCAACCGUAAACUUAACUUCGAGGAUGAGGUCACGACAUCCCCGGUUCUGGGUCUGCGGAUCAAGAAGGAGAGCCCAGAGCUGAGGAGGCAGCGCGAGAAGUCGUCUGCCCUCGCCGGGAAUCAGCCGCUGGGGGAGUUCAUUUGCCAGCUGUGUAAAGAGGAGUACCCCGACCCAUUUUCUCUCGCGCAGCACAAGUGCUCCCGCAUAGUGCGCGUGGAGUACCGGUGUCCAGAGUGCGACAAAGUCUUCAGCUGUCCCGCUAACCUGGCCUCUCACCGCCGCUGGCACAAGCCUCGCCCGGUAAACAGCCAAGGAGGAGAGACCCCCAUCAACAAGAGCCUGCCACUGAAGGAGGCGCGAGGGCCCGUUCAGCAAGAGAGGCAGCCAGCAGGGACGGAGGGCAAAGAGAACGAGUUGCUGCGCGUGAACACUAAUCAGCACCAUGGGACGCUGGACAGUUCCCGCGUGAGGCGCGAGCCACCGCUACUGCUGCUUCACGCUCGCUCUCGGGACAGCACGGACAACGACAGCCUCGCGCCUCCUCGAUACGACUCCUCGCCUCGUUACCGGAGCCCGGUUGAAAGCUGCCUGGACCUGCAGCAGCAACAGGUGAGAGCCGCAGACAGUCCCCCCUCCAGCCUCCUUCUAAUGAACGCUAACCCCGACGAGCGGCCGCCGUCCCUCCCUCACCCACCUCUACCGUUUGUCCAGUCCUUACCGGAGGAGGAGGUGUACGAGUGCCGGUACUGCGGGAAGAAGUUCCGUCGGCAGGCUUACCUGAAGAAACACCUGGCCGCGCACGAGACGACAGCGCGAGCGUCUCCGCCCCAGUCGCCGUACAGCCAGGCUCGCGAGAGCAGCGGCGGACAGAGCCAUGUGUUUCUGUGUCACCUGUGCGGCGCGCGCUUCCCGUCGGUUGAAAUUCGGGACAAGCAUCGUCUGUGGCACGCGAUGAGGGACGAGCUCCUGGCGGAGACGCUGGGAGCAGGAGGAGGAGGAGGUGGAGGACGCAGACCGGACGUUUUCCUCGCGCACAGGGAGGAGAGCGGCGGGGAUAGCGAGCAGCAGCAGCAGCAACAACAGAUGUUCACGUGCAAACACUGUCCCUCCACAUUCUUCAGCUCCCCGGGGCUCACGAGACACAUCAACAAGUCUCAUCCCACCGAGAACCGGCAAGUGAUGCUGCUGCACAUGACCGUGAGGCCAUGAAACGCACGCGCGAUGCACAUAUAAUAGCUAAUAUUGCUAAUAUUAAUGAUAAUAAUGAUGAGGAUAAUAAUAAUAAUAACAAUAAUAAAUAAGCCAAGAUUUUAUUUGGAAACAUGAACCGUCAUUGAUUCUCUUUAAAGGGAACGAUUAAUGGCGGCUUUUACUUUACACUGACGUUAUAAUAUUCACGUGUGGUUUUGUUGUGAAGUCGGACUGAGUUGAUCACUGCGUGUUAACAGGACGAGGACUACAGCUGUGCCUUUACUUUGAAGCUCAAUAAACAUCCAGGUGAUAAACUGACACUAGAGCGGCACUGAGAGCAUCUGAACACACAGGUAGACUUCUCUGAUGCUCCAGCAGGAUUGUAAUUCAACUGACUGUAAACCUUUUUUUUUUUUUUUUUUGGAAUGGGGAGGAGGGCAUUUUCAUUUACUAGGCAGAUCUAAGAUGUUCCAUUAUAACUAACAAUUAAAAAAAAAUACACUCAAGAGAAGAAUGUUAUGACGGAAAUAUGAAAGCAAAUCAAAACAAGCCUUCUUUUGGAUUUACACCAACACAAACGCUCAAUACUGAUAAUUAGUGAAAAUGAACUCACAAAAUGCCCAAACAGAAGCUUUAUAUGAAGCACACUGACGCACAUUUUUCUCUGAUUGUGGCAAAUGUUAAUAUUUCAAAGUAACCAGAUUAGCUCAGAGGCUCAGAAGUCAUCUUAUGUGUUAGGUUACAGGUUGGUGCGACAUCUGAAGCAGAGCCAGGUCAUACUUCACCAUCUAUAAUUAGAACGUGACCCUCCUUAACCUGACAACUGGAGACAGGAUCAAUGUCCUGACUGUGCUUCAAUUUCAUGUAGAGAGAAGAGUAAAUAAAAGUAGAGACAAACAAUUAGAUCAUAACAUGGCUUUUUUUAUUAAACGUGCCAGUUAACUUCUCAACUAUAAAAUAUUUUCUUACAGAAACGGAACAUUUAAUGUAAGUGGGCUACUGAUGGUAAACAAAAUGUCUUUUUGUGUUCAUUGCUUCUACUGUUGAGAUAUUUGGUAAAUGCCUUUAUGAUGCUAAAAUGUAACUGUGGUUCUAUGAAGCCUGUACAGUACUAUUUUGAUAUGGCUGAAGUUGAAUGUAGAAUUUAUGCUAAGUUAUUGUCAAUAAAUGUUAAUACGGUACGAUCAUGUGCAGGCUCACACCGUCGGUUUCUUAAAACAUUUAAAAACACACGUAUCUGAAUCAGUCAUUGGUUCGAAUCGUUUAUUGUCAAAUUCCAUCACUGCACAUCCACGCCGUGUGCACCUGGAACAGACGUUACACACGUUUACAUCCUCCAGGCUUGACAGUAACAGUCUGUGGAGUGUGUGUGUGUUGUGGUACAGCCGUUACAUGGUCGAAACAUGCAGUUAGUACUGAACUGGUGUCAUGCAGUGUGUAUAAUCAGUAGUUACAUAUAUCACCUUUGUCCCAAACCAACACGUGGACCACAGCUGAACCCGCAUCUGUCCCGGCCCUCGCUGUCAAAGCAUCCACUGACACACAACCAUUUAGAGAGAGGACUUUGAAGCUGCCGCAGCUCAAGUGUCAAGAGAGCUUGACUUUUUUUUUUUUCUCCUCUUCAGACGACAAAGAGGUCAGAUUUGAGACAAAAAGGAUGAAACAUAUAGAAACUGAGUCACAGUCCUCUACACCAACCGCUUCAGUGGAGCUGACGUGAUUUUUUUUAAAUGAUGCUGGAAGGCUUUGGGUGACUUGAGUAAAAUUUUGGUUGCUGCUAAUGGAGAACUGAUUAAACAAAACCAAGUUCAUAACCAAGAUGCGAUUUUCGAGGAGAUUCAGAGCAGAAUCUAAAGAGCACAGAGGAGUAUAGACAUGGCGUCGUUGUGCGGUUCGUGUACUGGGACAGAGCUGAAGGAACAGGCUCAGGUUGUCGAAGUGUUUAGGGUCUAUGUGCAGCACGGACCGCAUGUCUUAACCAGUCAGUAUGCUGCAACCUCAGCAAGAAUAACAACUAAUGCAAGUCAUGGAAAAGGGACAAUGCAAACACACAAAAUGUAACAGAACAUGAAUUUGACCUUAAUUUACAAUGGCAUUCUUCAAAAUAAACUAUUUCAACCCCCACAGAGGCGGGCAAAAACAAUAAUAAUAACAAUAAUAAUAAAAAAUGUUGUACAAUCCCUUUCCUCUCUACAAAAAAAAUCUAUGGCUGAAACAAAAAAACAAAAACAAAUACAGCAAACAUGGUUGUGUGUACACAGACUUCAAGCAGUGAAGUAUUAAGCCAAACCCUUUAACACAGAGGUCUGCAUUUUCAAAUCCAGACCUUAAGUGCAACGUGGAUGCUUCUCCUAUCAGAGAUCAGUUGUGCUACAGUAACAGGAUAUAACGCCGUGUAAAAGAAGAAUAUUCAACCCAGACGAGCUGUGAAAAACCACAGCCUUGACUUGUAAAUCCGGUAGUUAUUCAGGGCUCCGAUGGUGCCCCUCCCGACCGUACAAACUAAAACACCAGUUCGAAGGUGAUCGAGUGAAAUGAGGGCGUCAAACACGAGAGAGCCAUCUGCGAUAGCGUUAUCACGCCGGUCCCCUCCAUUCGCAAGUGGAGCUGGAAGUCUAAAUACAUGACUUAUUAAUAUUUUGUUUGUUUGUUUUUU